Molecule: messenger RNA, 4398 nt
Organism: Anopheles bellator
Lineage: Eukaryota; Metazoa; Arthropoda; Insecta; Diptera; Culicidae
Product: insulin-like receptor
Exons: 13
Coding region: 1-4398 (1465 amino acids)
Biological process (GO): multicellular organism development; cell surface receptor protein tyrosine kinase signaling pathway; positive regulation of phosphatidylinositol 3-kinase/protein kinase B signal transduction
Cellular component (GO): insulin receptor complex; membrane; axon
Molecular function (GO): insulin receptor activity; ATP binding; insulin receptor substrate binding
Source: RefSeq, a predicted model, not a curated record
AUGGAGGGCAGCAGCCUAGAACGGUGGCGUAUCACGACGAGCCCGUCUGAGGCGACGGCGGCGGAAACCACCAGCGAGUACCUGUGGGGCGAGCGGAAGUGGAACCGAACCAGCCUCUGGAAGCGCUGGCGGUGGAAAGCGGGCCGGAUCCUCGGGGCCACGGAGUGGAAUCGGCUACUAGUAUGCUUUUAUUUACUCGCGGUGCUCUGCUGUGUGGCCGCACAACAAGGAGGCGCCUCGGACGUGCUUUCGGGUUCGUCGACGGCAAACAACCUGGUGGACACUGGGGCCGUCAUUACGAGCCAGGGAAAAGUAUGCUCCAGUGUGGACGUCCGGAACCUGCCAACGCACCUGGAGCGACUCAAAGACUGUCGAGUGGUGGAGGGUUUUGUGCAAAUUAUGCUGAUCGAUAAGUAUAAGGACGACAGCUUCGACAACUACUCGUUCCCGCUGCUGACGGAGAUUACCGGGUACUUGAUGAUGUUCCGCAUCAACGGCCUGCAAACGCUCGGUCAGCUGUUCCCGAACCUUACCGUCAUCCGGGGCACCGAACUGGCCAACAACUAUGCCCUCGUCAUUUACGAACUGAUGCAUCUGAAGGAACUGGGCCUCACAUCGUUGGUCCACAUCGAACGGGGUGGCGUCCGGAUCGAGAAGAAUUCCAAUUUAUGUCACGCGGGCACGAUCGACUGGAAUGAAAUUGCUCCGAAAGGUGACAACUACAUAAACUCAAACCAAAACGCAAACGAGUGCACUACCUGUCCGAGUAACGUCACCAGCACGCUGUCCGACGGGAGCACGGCGUUGAUCAAGUGUCCCCAGCGGGACGCGAAUCGCAUCACACACGCUCCAAAAGAAAGUUACCUGUGCUGGUCGAACAAACACUGCCAACAAAAGUGUCCCGCCGAGUGUCCACCAAAGUCCUGCACGGAAACGGGCGCGUGCUGUAGCAGGCAUUGCGUUGGCCGGUGCGCCGGUGUCAACGGGACGGAGUGUAUGGCUUGCACGAAGUAUAACUACGUGGACGCCGGGGGCCAUGUUCGGUGUGUGAACGAGUGUCCCAAGCACUACUUUCUGUUCAGCCAAAGCCGUUGCGUGACGGCCGAGGAGUGCUACAAAUUGUACAAACCGCUACAGCGGACGUCGGAGAGUACGGAGGAUUUCCCGUACAUUCCGAUACGGGGCGAGUGUCGGCUCGAGUGUCCGGAAGAUUUCACGAUACAGCGCAACCCGGCGACCGGGCGGCGCGAGUGCGUACCCUGCAAUGGCCAGUGUCGCACGGAGUGCAACAGCAUGGUGAUCGAGAGUAUCUCGCAGAUACAGCAGCUCCGCGGCUGUACCAUCAUCAAGGGGUCGCUCUCGAUACGGCUGCGGCAGCUCGGUGGAGAGAACGUUGUGCGCGAGCUACAGAAUGUGCUGCAAACGAUCGAGGAGAUCGACGGGUAUCUGACCAUCAUCCGCUCGUACGCCCUGAUGUCGCUAGGAUUCUUCAAGAAGCUGCGAGUGAUCCACGGCAACACACUGAACGCAAACAUCUCUCUGAGCGUGCUGGACAAUCAGAACCUGCAGGAACUGUGGAAUCAGGACGUGGAAAUUAAGCGGGGCAACGUGAUGUUCAACGGUAAUCCGAUGCUGUGCGUGAAAAAGAUUACCGAGCUGAAGAAAAACUUUGGCCCCUCGGUGAAGAUCGAGAACGAGGAUCAGCUGCACAAGAGCAACGGCGUGCGGAUGGCGUGCGAGAUCGUGAAGCUGGCGACGAGCACGACGAAAAUCUCGCUCGACACGGCCAUCAUCCAGUGGGAACCGUUCAAGGAUUUGCCCGACAUGCGCCAGCUGCUCGGGUACGUCGUGUACUACAUUGAAGCGCCGCACCAGAACGUGACCUUCUACGAUGGGCGCGAUGCGUGCAAUUCGGAGGGCUGGCGUGUCGACGACGUGCCGAACUGGCAGGAAAAGGGCGAAAGCAGCCACAUCCUGACGCGGCUGCAACCGUACACCCAGUACGCGUACUACGUCAAGACGUACACGCUGUCGUCGGAGAAUAUGGGCGGCCAGACGGAUAUUACGUACUUCACUACGGCACCGGGCCAACCGCGGAUGGUACGCAACCUGCAGGUCGUCGCCGAAAAGAGCUCCGUGUCGAUCAAGUGGGAAGAACCGAUCAAGAUGAACGGCAAACUGACCGAGUACCGGGUCAGUGCGACCCUGAACGACGAGAAGAACGACAUGAUCAACCAACGCAACUACUGUGACCAUGAAAUUGAGAAGCCCACAACGAAGCCAAAUAUCACACCCCAAUCGCCGAUCGGCACGACGCCCGCUCCGCCCAAAGAAAGCAGCCAGGUGUGCUCCGUCGAGGAGUGUGCGUCGUUCUGUCCGGCCGGUGGGUCGAGCGGGAUGGGCCAGCACGUCAUCGACGCCAACGACAUCGAGAUGUCGAUCAACUUCGAGGACUGGUUGCACAACUAUGUGUACAUCAAAAAUACGAAAGCAACCAGCCGGAAGCGACGCCACAGCGAUGACCUGGUGGUCAGUGCGAACAAUUCGUAUCUGUUUCCAAAGAACACCGAGAACGUGUCGCAACCGACACCGACGGUGGUCAGCAACGAGCAGGUGGCGGGAGAAUCGUACUAUCGCAGCCUGACCGAUUCGACCAACAUGACCAACAUCACGUUCCCGUUGGGCAUGUUCAAGCACUCGGCCCUGUACCAGAUCAAUGUGGUCGCGUGCCGCGAGAAGGCCGCCAAGGUGAACAACACGUUCGUGGUGGACGACGCCAUCACCUUCUGUGGGCCACCGCAGCUCAUCUCGUUCCGGACGCCGCGCCUGCUCGAGGCGGACAAUAUCCCGGUCGGGUCGAUCCAGCUCGAGGAGCAGUCGAACACGACGCAACGCGUGGUGCGGGUCCAGUGGAAGGGGCCGGCCAAACCGAACGGGGUGGUCGUGUCCUACUCGAUCAAGUACCAGCGGCUUGACCUGGACUCGGUGCAAGCCAUCACGCGGUGUGUCACCGUGCACACGUUCAACCGGACCGGCUACUUUCUGCUGACGAAGCUGGAAGCCGGCAAUUACAGUGUGCGUAUCAUGGCCACGACGACGGCGGGCGACGGGCUGUACUCGGUGGAGAAGUACAUCUAUCUCGAGAAGCGAGAAUCGGAGUCCUCCUGGGCGAACUGGCUGAUCGCGCUCUUGCUGACGGUGGUCUUCGUUGCAAUCCUGCUCAUCGGCGUGUACUUCGUGCGCCAGAAGUAUCUGCCGAUGUCGAACAUGCGCCUGUUUGCGCACGUCAAUCCGGAUUACGCCGGUGUCACGUACAAGGUGGACGAAUGGGAGGUGCCGCGGGAGCACAUCAUUCAGCUGGAGGAGCUUGGCCAGGGCUCGUUCGGUAUGGUGUACAAGGGUAUCGUCACGAAGCUGGGCACCGACGCGAACAUACCGUGCGCCAUCAAAACGGUCAACGAGAGUGCCACCGAGCGGGAGCGCGAAAGCUUCCUGAUAGAGGCUACGGUCAUGAAGGAGUUCAACACGCAUCACGUGGUCCGGCUGUUGGGCGUCGUUUCGAUUGGUCAGCCCACGCUGGUCAUCAUGGAGCUGAUGGCGAACGGGGACCUGAAGAGCUACCUCCGGCGGCACCGUCCGGACUACGAGAACGGCGAGGAGUUGUCACCGCAGCCGCCAACGUUGAAGCAGAUCUACCAGAUGGCGAUCGAGAUCGCGGACGGGAUGGCGUAUCUGGCGGCGAAAAAGUUUGUCCACCGCGAUCUGGCAGCCCGCAACUGCAUGGUGGCCGACGAUCUGACGGUCAAGAUAGGCGACUUUGGUAUGACGCGGGACAUCUACGAAACGGACUACUACCGGAAGGGCACGAAAGGGUUCCUGCCCGUCCGAUGGAUGGCUCCCGAGAGCCUGAAGGACGGCAUGUUCUCCAGCAGCAGUGACGUAUUCAGCUACGGCGUGGUGCUCUGGGAAAUGGCCACGCUUGCCUCGCAACCUUACCAGGGUCUUACGAACGACCAAGUGCUGCGAUACGUCAUCGACGGUGGCGUCAUGGAGCGUCCGGAGAAUUGUCCGGACAAGCUGUACGAUCUGAUGCGCAUCUGCUGGCAGCACCGCGCAUCGGCCCGGCCAUCGUUCCUGGACAUCAUCAACAUGCUGCUGGUGCACUCCAACGACCGCUUCAUGCAGGUUUCGUUCUUCCACUCCCCGCCCACCAGUGACAGUAUCGCCCAACCGGGGCAAGGACUUUCGGACGACGUGACGGCACCGCUGCGUGCAAACGAAGAUGAUCUCGACGAAGACGACGACGAAGCCUACUCGAUCGAGAUGACGGACAGCCGGCUAAUGCAGAACAACGGGCCAAAGCCGGACAUUCGUUCACCACACUCCCCACAGAGGUGA